UCUUACUUACUAUAUAUAGUGAAGUUUCAAUAACUUCAGCUCAUCACAACUAACUUUUACAUAUCAAACUAGCAACCCCCUCACUUUCCUCUCUUUACAAACCAUGGCAGCUGCUACAAUGGCUCUUUCUUCCCCUUCUUUUGCUGGACAGGCAGUCAAACUCUCACCCUCUGCCUCAGAAAUCUCUGGAAAUGGAAGGAUCACUAUGAGAAAGGCUGUCGCCAAGUCUGCCCCAUCUAGCAGCCCAUGGUAUGGCCCAGACCGUGUUAAGUACUUAGGCCCAUUCUCUGGUGAGUCCCCAAGCUACUUGACCGGUGAAUUCCCUGGUGACUACGGCUGGGAUACUGCUGGACUUUCAGCAGACCCUGAAACCUUUGCCAAGAACCGUGAACUCGAGGUGAUCCACUGUAGAUGGGCUAUGCUUGGUGCUCUUGGAUGUGUCUUUCCUGAGCUCUUGGCCCGUAACGGUGUCAAGUUUGGCGAAGCUGUGUGGUUCAAGGCUGGAUCCCAAAUCUUCAGCGAGGGUGGACUUGACUACUUGGGGAACCCAAGCUUGGUCCAUGCACAAAGUAUUUUGGCCAUCUGGGCUUGCCAAGUUGUGCUGAUGGGAGCUGUUGAGGGUUACCGUAUUGCUGGUGGGCCUCUUGGUGAGGUUGUCGACCCACUAUACCCCGGUGGCAGCUUUGACCCAUUAGGUCUUGCUGAUGAUCCAGAGGCAUUUGCUGAGCUCAAGGUAAAGGAGAUUAAGAACGGUAGACUUGCUAUGUUCUCUAUGUUCGGAUUCUUUGUUCAAGCCAUUGUUACUGGAAAGGGUCCAUUGGAAAACCUUGCAGAUCACCUUGCAGACCCAGUUAACAACAACGCCUGGUCCUACGCCACAAACUUUGUCCCCGGAAAAUAAAAAUCUUAAAACAUUCUCAAGUUUCUGAUCAUUUGAUGACCAUGUAAAGUUGUAAUUUGUGAGUUUACUUGAUAA
Messenger RNA from Solanum verrucosum, 976 nucleotides. RefSeq names its product chlorophyll a-b binding protein 1C, chloroplastic. The transcript is spliced from 4 exons. The coding region runs from base 104 to 901 and encodes 265 amino acids. The record is from RefSeq and is a predicted model, not a curated record. Lineage: Eukaryota; Viridiplantae; Streptophyta; Magnoliopsida; Solanales; Solanaceae. Gene Ontology annotation, cellular component: chloroplast envelope; plastoglobule; chloroplast thylakoid membrane. Gene Ontology annotation, biological process: photosynthesis, light harvesting in photosystem I; response to light stimulus.